AUGGCUUUCGUGACUCAGUCGGCACCUGAUAUCUGCAAAAAGCUGCAGAAAUUAGAGGGUUUUGCCAGCAUGAACAUCAGCCAGUUAAUAGAAAUGGCAAACAAAGUUUAUAAUAAUAGAGAAGAGGCAGCUGAGACCACAGCCUUAGAAAAACAGAAAAGAAAAGCAGCACUGUUGACAGCUGCCCUGGCAGCCCCAGCGAAGGGCCUGCAGAAGAAAGGGCAGAAAGGCUAUUUUAAAGUAGACAAAGACCAGUGUGCCUACUGUAAGGAAAGAGGCCACUGGAAACGGGACUGUCCAAACCAAAAGCAGAAGGAGGAUCCAGUGUUUCCCUCAGCCCCUGGGAUCCUCAGUCUGGCGGAUGUAGGGCGCGACUCUCGGUUGUGGCUCUUAGGAGCUGAGUGCCUCCGGCACGUUUGGAAGAGUCCGCCCCUGCGCAGUUUUCUUUUCCUGCCACACCAUAUAUCUAAAGAGGCCUGGCUAGGUAUAUCAGGGGUAAUAAAUAAGUACCUGUCUGAAGGAAUACUGGUUCCCUGUCAAUCACAAUGGAACACGCUGCUCCUCUCCGUGAAAAAGCCAGAUGGGUCUGGGUACCGCCCAGUACAAGACCUCAGGGCUGUUAAUGAGGUCACCCUGACUCUGCAUCCAAUGGUGCCUAACCCCUACACACUACUGAGCCAACUUCCCCUGACUGCCUCGCAUUUUAUCUGCCUAGACUUAAAGGAUGCUUCCUUUUACAUACCUGUGGCCCCCGUAAGUCAACCAAUAUUUGCAUUUGAAUGGGAAGACCCCUACACUGGCACCAAGACCCAAUUGACCUGGACCCGGCUGCCUCAGGGAUUCAAGAACUCCCCCACUAUAUUCAGUGAAGCAUUAGCCCAGGACCUGAAACCAUUCUCAGAGCAGCAUUCUGGCCUUAUUUUGCUCCAGUAUGUGGACGAUUUGCUGUUGGCAAGGCCAGGGAGUUACAAGUGUCAGGAAGGGAUGCGGGCCCUGCUCCAGCUCCUGGCAUCCAAAGGCUACCGGGUGUCCAAAAGGAAGGCCAAGAUUUGCCAAAAGGAAGUUUGAUACCUGGGUUUCCGAAUAAGCCAGGGGCAGAGGACUUUGGGAACUGAGAGGAGUGCUGUGAUCAAUCAACAAUCCAGCCCAACGACUAGAAGACAGCUCCAGGGAUUCUUAGGAGCUGCAGGGUUUUAUCGAAUAUGGAUCCCAGGGUACACGGAAAUAGCAAAGCCGCUUUAUCAAGCCCUUAAAGGGGCAGAGACUGCUCCAUUUGAUAGGGGAAUGGAGCAACAGGGUGCUUUUGAGAAAAUAAAAGAACUCCUGGUUAGCGCCCCAGUCCUCGGCUUACCCGACCCCGAUAAGCCUUUCUCCCUUUACGCCCAUGAAAAGGAGAAAGUAGCCUUAGGAGUUCUGACUCAAGAAGUCGGACCAUGGGAACGCCCAGUAGCCUACUUCUCCAAGCAAGUGGAUAACAUGGCAGCUGGAUGGCCACCCUGCUUGCAGGCCAUAGCAGCUGCUGUUUCCCUCCUCCAAGAAGCUGACAAACUCACCCUGGGGCAAGAAAUUUGCUUAUAUAUGCCGCACACUGUACACAGCCUCCUUGAAGGGCAGGGACAUCGGUGGCUAUCCAACCCCCAGCUUACCCAGUACCAGGGGAUGCUGCAGGAAAACCCCCAAGUACGUCUAAAGGCAGUGUGCAAAAUCAAUCCAGCCACCUUCUUACCUGCAGAAACCGGGGAACCCGACCAUGAUUGUGAGGAGAUCAUGGAUCAGAUAUAUGCCAGCUGGCUAGAUUUAAGAGACCAGCCAUUGGCUCAGGGGGACCUCAACCUGUACACAGAUGGGGGCAGUACCAUAACUGAGAAGGGGGAGCAGAUUGCCAGGUAUGCAGUAACUACAAAAGACCAGAUCCUUGAAGUGGAGCCUCUGCCCUCUGGGUGGUUGGCACAAAGGACAGAACUUUAUGCCCUCAUUCGAGCCCUGGAACUAAGCAAGGGAAAAAGGGUCAACAUAUACACUGACUCCAAGUAUGCUUUUGCCACCCUCCACAUACAUAGGGCCAUCUAUAGAGAAAGAGGACUACUGACUGUCAAAGGGAAAGAAAUAAAAAACAAAACCGAAAUCCUCCCACUCCUGGAGGCCGUAUGGAGUCCAGCUCAGAUAGCAGUAAUGCACUGUCAGGGACACACUAAGGGCAACGCAGAAAAGGCCAUAGGGAACCAGCUCUUGGAUCAGGCCGCAAAAGCUGCUUCUAAGAGACAAGACUCUCCAAAAGCUAUAGUGGGCCCUUUGAUCAGCUCCCCCUUAAACACCCAAGAUUAUCAGUCAGCUGAAGAACAAUGGACCAGGCAGACUCGGGCAUCCAGAACAUCAGAAGGCCUGUGGUGGCUCUCUGAAGGAUGA
Molecule: messenger RNA, 2406 nt
Organism: Phyllostomus discolor (pale spear-nosed bat)
Lineage: Eukaryota; Metazoa; Chordata; Mammalia; Chiroptera; Phyllostomidae
Exons: 3
Molecular function (GO): zinc ion binding; nucleic acid binding; RNA-DNA hybrid ribonuclease activity
Source: RefSeq, a predicted model, not a curated record